GGGAGAGAGAGAGGUUGGAACACGGCGUUGGUGGGCAUGCGAUGCGAAGUGGGUUACAAUGAUGGAUUUUGGUUAUUAUCGAUCAUGGAAAAUCAUAAUUCCACAAAAAAUUUCCCGAGAAAAUUGAAGUUUUCUACACCCAAAUGCUCGCAAGGCGAAAAAUGGAAAGAUCCACAGCCGAAAUCCAUGGCUUCGCUUUGUGGUGUGGCGUCCCUGUUUCCAAAACCAAACCCAACCCAUGCCGCUGAACCAGACAACAACCAUUGUAACGCCCUUUUCAUCUCUCUCUCCAUGCAUGGCAGCCGAGCAGCAGAAGAACUUCCUUUCAUUGGCAGGUUCUCCCGCAAAAGCCAUCAUAGGUCAUGUAACUUGGAAUACUGUAUGAAUUUUUGCUAACUAGUGAAGUGAGUUCCAAAGGUUCAGAGGUGUUAACUCGAUCAAAUGGGUAAGAACCUGCAUCAUCGUGAGACUGGCAUCCCAGUAGAGGCCAAUCAUCCAAAAUGCACGUGGGGUGUGCUUCAUAUUCUUUACCACCAUCGUUGGACUCAAGUUAGGAAGAAAAUGCUACCACAUAAAAGGCAUGGAGGUGAAAGGCAUGCCAUGGAUAAACAAGGACAAACCGCCAAGGAAGGGGGCAAACCAAAUAUAAAAGAAGCAGAUAGUGUAUAUACCACUGAUUCUGGAGUCGAAGAGAAUGUGCAUACUGAAAUGCAAAACCCCGUUGCAUCAGAGCAUACUCCAGUUACCAAAAGCUCAAUGAAAUCUCGAAUAAAAGCUUUUAUCGCUGACGAGAGGUCGAAGAGAAAGGGUCGACACUACAGGACUUCUUCACACCCAACACGACUGCAAACAGCACAAACAGAUUCUGUCCAUAAUGUAGAAGCUUCAGAUUCAAGUCCACGUACUGGAGUUCCUUCAAUUGAUGCUAGUCCAAAGAUUGUUUGCAAAGACAACGAGAACUCUUCUGCUGUUAGUACAUUUGACUCGCUGCAAUCCAAGCAACAGGUAACCAGCAACAAAACGUGUGAGCUGUGCUCCACAAUGCUUACUGUGAAUUUGAUGGGGAAUAAUAGCCAGGUUGGUGGUGAGCACGGGAAGCUGCCAGUGGAAAAUGACAAGAUUGUUCAGGACAAGUUAAACAAAGCAAAGCAAUUCUUAUUGGCAUUGGAACGAAGAAAUUCAGAGGACUUCGAUGAAGAUGUUUCAUUCCACAAGUCAAAGCAGUUUCUGGAUGUUCUUGAUGCAUUCAACAUGAAAAAGGAAUCAUUUCUGAAAGUUCUACCGGACCCAACCUCUUAUUUGGGACACUACUUCCAUGGCCGGCAAACAUUCAGCUCAAGGAAAGGAUUCACCAAGUCAAUGUCAUUUCCUUUAGCUGGUGGGUCAAGCAAACGAGAUUUUGGGCCUAGCAAGCUUAAGAAUGAGCACCAGACAGAAUGUCGAGUGAAAAUGGUAGAGAAGACACAAACUGGUAGUGAAGUUCAAAAGUCGGUUAAACUAGAGUCUACAGAAGGAGGUAGUGAAGCCUGGGUUCCACUGAAAUCUGGAUCUACGAUAGAUGUUCCAAAAGUCUACAUGCUAAAGCCUGAGUCUUUAGAUAAUUCUUCUAAUGGUUCAACCUCUGGGGUGAAGAAUAGAGAGGGGAAUAGAGUGGUCACAAAGGGUUUCAAAAAUCUUAAGAAAAAGAUAAAACAUGUUAUUAGGGAGGGUAGAAAGGAAACCCAUAGGAUUACCAUGGAUGCUGUUUUUCACAAAAUUCCUUAUGGCCGUAAACCCUCCAAAGAUGCAAGGGAGGAGGUUGCUGGUUCCCAUGAGACAGCUGCUGUCAAAGCUGGUAAAUCUAGCUCUCAAAUUAUCAACGAAAAAGAUCGUCAAAGUGGACCCCAACUCUCUAGAAAGCCAUCUUUUGAUGGAUCGCUCGAUAGAUAUUGUCAACUGUACGAGUGUAGUUGCAAUGCAGAACCCAAACAUCAUAUAUCUGGCACGCUGAAGUUGAGAAAAGAAGGGAUGCCUUCGCCUAGCCGGAAGCCUUCAAAAACUUUGGAAAGGAUUCUGUCCUUGCCUGAUCUUAGACCGUAUUAUCUCCACCAUGAGGACUAUCUCGAUGCUACUUCUUCGGGAAUGUCAAUUAGGACCCAAGUAAACAACAGUGUGCAUGUACCCAGUGUUAGGUUGGAUGAGACACUGUUAGAUGCCCCUGCAGGGCGUGGAAAUCAAAACUUGGCUGAACUUAGGGAGUCAGAUGAUGUUCCAAAGGACGAGAUGGGAUCGACAUCAUUGGCAAAUGAGAAAGCAGAAGGUGAAGUAGAUUAUACUCCUGAUGAUUUGGGAAGCUUGAACACAGCAGAAAGUGAUGCUCAACAGGAGAAUGAAAACCUGACCAUAACAAGUCUUGUUAGUAAGCUGCCAGAACAAAGUUCAAUUUCUGUGCUCGACUCUUCUGACGACGAUAUGGCUAGCACAAUAAAGUUUUCAGUGUCUGAAGGGUCAUUCCAGUCCCUUGUCAGUCAGCAUGAUCAGGCUAGCAAUGCUAUUGAACUUGCAUUCCCUCCUGAUUUAGAGAACGGGUCAUUCCAGUCCUUCGCCAGUCAGCAAGAUCAGGCUGGCAUUUCUUUCGGGCUUGCUGUCGCUGCUGAUCUAGUGAACGAGUCAUUCGAGUCUUUCGCCAGUCUGCAAGAUGAGGCCGGCAUUUCUAUCAAGGAAUUCAACAGCGAAUUGUUACGGGUUCUUGUUGAUACAAGCAACGUAGACCACUUCAAUUUUGUCAAAUAUGCUCUGGACUUAUCUGGCUUCAGCAGGGAUGAGUUACUAGGGAUGUGGCAUUCCCCUGAGCAGCCACUGGACCCUGCCCUGUUUAAGGAAGUUGAGGACUACUUGGUCCCCGAACUCGACUCGUCUGAAACCGAAGAAGAGGCCAUCAACCUUAACCAUCUGCUCUUGUUUGAUGUGAUCAACGAAGUGUUGCUAGAGAUACACGAGAGAUCCUUCACCUACUGGCCGGUGCCCUUGUCCUCAACUUCCCAGAUCCGGCCAUUCCCCGUGGGGCACCAUGUCCUGGAAGAGGUAUGGGAAAACAUAAGAUGGUACUUGAGCUGGAGGCCCGAGGUCGAUCAGUCGCUAGACGACGCUGUCACCCGGGACUUAGCGAGGAGUGACGGUUGGAUGAACCUCCAAUUUGAAUCCGAAUGCGUUUGUUUAGAGCUCGAGGACAUAAUAUUCGACGAUCUCUUGGACGAACUUGUUUGGACCUGAUACCUGAAGCACAGGUGGGGUGCCCUACCCAUCCAAAGCUCCAAUUCAUUCUGUACAGUAGUGAUCAAAGCUAUAGUAAAUAGAACAUUUGUUGCAGUUUGGUUAAGUUGAAGAGCAUAGUUGGGGAGUAAAUUUUGUUCUUCUGCUAUGUCUGUCUGUUUGUUUGUUUGUCUGAUCAUGGGUAUAGCAAAUUGAGAUGAUACACCAUUCUCUGUUGUACUAAUUGUGGAUGUUAAUGCUUUGGGCUACGAUCUUGAGAAGUAGGUCGGGUUUUGGACGAGGUACCCCCAUUUCCUCUCUUUCUACAUGUCUAUCGGGUAGUUUAUUUAAUUUUGACUUUAUGC
This is a messenger RNA of Diospyros lotus (date-plum), 3596 nucleotides long. RefSeq lists its product as uncharacterized. The coding region runs from base 442 to 3252 and encodes 936 amino acids. Lineage: Eukaryota; Viridiplantae; Streptophyta; Magnoliopsida; Ericales; Ebenaceae. The transcript has 8 exons. The record is from RefSeq and is a predicted model, not a curated record.